Molecule: messenger RNA, 2197 nt
Organism: Neopelma chrysocephalum (saffron-crested tyrant-manakin)
Lineage: Eukaryota; Metazoa; Chordata; Aves; Passeriformes; Pipridae
Product: interferon-induced protein with tetratricopeptide repeats 5-like
Biological process (GO): defense response to virus
Cellular component (GO): cytosol
Molecular function (GO): protein binding
Source: RefSeq, a predicted model, not a curated record
GUGAAAGUGGUCACAGACCACAUGAUGGUUGGAUUCUAUAAAAUGGGAAGCAUAACAACAGUGAGCAGCACUCCUUCAGCUUUGAAGCUACUGAAGACAAGUGAGCAGAGAAGGAAAACCAUGAGUACCAUUUCCAAGGAUUCCUUGAAGACUUCCCUGCUGCAGUUACAAUGUCAUUUUACAUGGACUCUGCUGAAGCAGGAUGUAGAUCUUCAUGACCUAGAGGAAACAAUAGCCAACCAGAUCAAAUUUUUCACAGAAUCUAACAUAACAAAUUAUAAUCUACUAUCCUAUAUAUGUCACCUAAAGAAUUCAAAUGAGGAAGCUCUGAGAAAUCUCCAAAAAGCUGAAGAAAUUGUUCAAAAACGUCAUCCAGAUGAAAUUGCCAGGAGAAGUCUUGUUACCUGGGGGAACUAUGCCUGGAUCUAUUACCACAUGGAGAGAUAUGAAGAAGCUCAAACUUAUGUAAGCAAAGUGGAAAACAGCUGCAAAAAGCUUUCAAUUACUGCUGAUGGGAAGAUGCAGCUUCCAGAGGUCUAUGCUGAGCAAGGAUGGGCAUUAUUACGUUUUGGGGGGAAACACUAUGAGAGAGCAAAGAAUUGCUUUGAAAAUGCUCUAAAGGAUGAACCCAAUAACCCUGAUUUUAAUGCUGGCUAUGCAACAGCACUGUAUCGUUGGGAAAAUUUAGCUUCCAGAUGUGGUGAAGACACAAGCCCAUCCACUGAGGCCUUGAAGCGGGCAGUGGAACUGAAUCCAGAGGAUACUUGUGUUAUGGCAUUACUUGCAUUAAAACUUCAGGACUUAAAUCGAGUUGAUGAGGGUGAGAGGUACAUUGAAGAAGCUAUGCAAAAAACCCCUGAUCUUCCUUAUUUCCUGCGAUAUGCUGCUAAAUUUUACAGAAGGAAAGGAGAAGUGUGCAGGGCAGCGAAGAUUUUGGAAAAGGCCCUAGAACUGACACCAAAUUCUGGCUUUUUGCAUCACCAACUAGGAAUCUGCUACAGAGAAAAAGUAUUUCAAUUGAAAAAAACAAGAAAUGCACCUGAAGAUCAAGUGGACAGACUCAUCGAACUUGCCAUUUCUCAUUUUAAAUUUGUGGCAGACCAAAAGACAAAAUUUGUUGCUGCCCAAACUGGCCUAGCAAACGUGUAUGCACUAGGCAAGAGAUAUGAAGAAGCAGAAAAGAUAUAUCAGGAAUUGUUUCAGAGAAAUAAUCUACUCUGUUAUGAAAAACAAGAGCUCUACUACCAGUAUGGCAAUUUUCAGCGUUUUCACAUGAAGUCAAUAUCAAAAGCCAUUGAGUAUUAUAUAAAAGGGCUGAAAAUUAAAGAAGAGUCCUUUGGAAGAAAUAAGUGCAAUGAAUCUGUGCAGAGAUUGUUAAGAGAAAGAUUUGAGAGAGGUUCAAGAAAUGCAAAAGAUUUUGGUACACUUGGACUCGUUCAUAAGCUAAAUGAUCAGAAACAAAAAGCAAUUGAGUGCUAUGAAAAAGCCAUUGCUUUGGAUCACAGUAAUGAAGAAUAUCAGAAUGCAUUAUUUGAGCUACGACUUUCUAUCUCAAGCUAAAGCUCACAAAAAUCCUUCACACCCAAAAAACUCCAAACCCAAGGACAUUUCAAGAGACUCUCCAAACUUUUUUUGUUCUUUGGUUGGUUGUUUUUUGUCUUAAGGUAGACUUUAUGACCAGAUGAAACAUGGGUGGUAUCGCUUUCCAAUGAUAAUGUAGAAACUGCAGACGAUGACUGUUCAUUGGUUCAUUUGCUAACAGAGAGCAUGCUUAGAUAACUAUAUAAUGUAACGUAUAAUAUAUAAUAAUAGCUAUACAAUAAUAGCUCAUCUACCUUAAGUCUUCAAUGCUAAUGCGGGUCUAAAUGAUUAUCAGUAGAACACAGAACUUCUAAGCUAAAAAUGAGAUAUUACCUUCUACUGAGAAAAAGAUAAGGGAAUCAUAAGGUAGUACUUUUGUCUAGAUAUUUGAAAGGCAUGCUUAAACCGAAAUGGAAUUUCUGAUGCUUUUUCAAGUAUUUCAAAAAUACCUUUUGUAGAAGGAACUUUUGUUGAAGGCUUGUUCAGUUUACUAACUUGUCUGCUGUUUAAUUAUGAAAAAUAUUAAAAAACCAUUUUUUAGCUAGUUCACUGUAAAGCUUACAAAAUGUGUAUUAUUGUUGUGAACUACUAAAGGGUAUUAAAUCCAUCAACUAUU